AGCUCGGACGACGGAUGGAUGGUGGAGAGGAAUCUCCACAGGCGAUCCACAUUGCCCGCCUGCAGGAGGGCCUCGCACAGACACGAGACCUGCUCCGUGGAAAAACUCACCGCGGACAGCUGGAAAGUUUGGAGCAGGCGUUCGGCGACUUGCUCCGCGUCUUUCUCGUCUUCCGCAGCGUGGAGGCGAGCGUGACAACCAGGACGAGGACGCGCCCCUUUUCGCCCCUCAACAAGCCCAGAAAAACAUCUGUAUCCAAGCUGUUAAGAAGAUGGAUGGUUCAAUAAGUGUUGUUACCAAUCCCUCCGUUAAUGUGCGCCUUACGACCACCAUAUCCUCCUUCGAGGUGAAGAGGAGAUUUGAUAGAGGGAUCACCAUUGCAGAACUGAAGGGAAAACUGGAGAUGGUGGUGGGUGCUCCCCCGUCCAGCAUGGAUCUGGAGUUGUUUAGCACGUCGGACAAGUUGUUACAGAUGCUGGACGACGACAACGCUUUGCUGGGCUCUUAUCCCGUGGAUGAUGACUGCAGAAUACAUGUUAUUGAUCGAAGUGGGGGCCAGUUAGGAGAGUUUACUGAUGUCACCAAAGUGGAAAAGUUCGUUCUGUCGGACGAGGCUUAUGAAAAGAGAUCAGAGUCAGCAAGGUCCUUCAUGAAGAAACAGUCCCUCGGCCGUUACAAUGAGGAGGAAAGGGCCAAGAAGAAAGCCGACAACAUCGCUCGGGAGGAGGAGCAGGAGGCGGCUGCUGACGCCAUUUUCGUGGGCAGCCGAUGCCAAGUGCGAGUGCCUGGGCAGCCCACAAAGCUUGGCACGGUCAUGUAUGUUGGCACAACAGAUUUCAAGCCAGGCCAUUGGGUGGGCGUCAAAUAUGACGAGCCACUGGGAAAAAAUGAUGGCAGUUGCGAGGGCAAGCGCUACUUUGAGUGUGAGAAGAACUACGGGGUGUUCGUGAAGCCACUCCAUGUGACUGUGGGAGACUUCCCAGAGGAGGAUUACGGUUUAGAUGAAAUGUAGUACUGCGAGAUGUGAGAUGAAGACAUUGUCGAUUUAUUUGGGUUUUUUCAAGAAGGCAUGAACCACAAACAGUGACGUUUGAGUUUUUUUAAGCUUCAACUCCCUCAUAUUCAUGCCAAUGCAGCAGAAAUAAUGGAUGCCUAUACUGUACAUUCUUGGUUAUGCAGGCUGUGGUUGUGCACUGAAUUUUCAUUUGACUCCCAUGUGUACUUCAGCUGUACCUGUUAAAUCACAUCAUUUAAAUACUAACCUAGUUUUCUUAUCCUUUGCUUCAUAGCAGUGUGUAUAAACCAUGUGUCCUUUACAUACAGUAUAUGCAAACGUGCGUGCACCAAAGGAAGAUAUUCCUUUCCAAACAAGGUUUGUGUGUGUGCAAUUCUGCAUACAUCAAGUCUCCAUGUAGAUAGAUUCUGUAUGUCGUCUUAUUUUUAUAUUAAUGAAUUCCUCUCAUUGAAAAUGUUUGCACUCUCAACAUGUUGUGUUGUUAUUGAACCCCUGAAAUUUAACUCUUAAUAGUAUUUGGCAUCAAAAGUGUCACCGUACAACUACCCCCAAGAUGAAAUUUAACCGAAUAAUUAGUGCAUGCUUGUUGGAAAUGGCUGAAAUGUUUUUUUAUUGUGUCAAUUACGGCAGGCAACUCCUAAGUUACCAUAAUCAGCCAUAGCUUUAACAAAUGUUACCACAGUUAAAAUUGUACUUUCUGUGCAGUAGUAACCAUUUCCCCAUCCUUAAAUUGCAUAUGUUAGGAACAACUACAUUUCAUUGAAGGAAUCAAAAUGAAUCACAUACUACAUUUCCAAAGCGUGUUGAGAAACUUGAGUGAUGUUUUCUUUCCAACCACACAUUAAUGUCGAUGGUUAGCUGAGCUCUAUCCCAGCUGACGUUAGGCUAGAGGCGGGGUACACCCUGGACUGGUCAUUAACCAAUUGCAGGGCACUUAUCAACAAUAAAGACGCAUUACAUGCAUGGUUUUGGAACGUGAGAGGCAGAAACAUGCAAACUCCAGAUGGGGAUGCUGGAGCUGAGAUUAGAACCUCGAAUCUCAGAACUAUUAAACAAAGAACACCAU
Messenger RNA from Phycodurus eques (leafy seadragon), 2081 nucleotides. It is a transcript of the gene tbcb, whose product is annotated as tubulin folding cofactor B. Gene Ontology annotation, cellular component: cytoplasm; microtubule plus-end; nucleus. Gene Ontology annotation, biological process: tubulin complex assembly; post-chaperonin tubulin folding pathway; cytoplasmic microtubule organization. The record is from RefSeq and is a predicted model, not a curated record. NCBI's taxonomy places the organism in Eukaryota, Metazoa, Chordata, Actinopteri, Syngnathiformes, Syngnathidae. Gene Ontology annotation, molecular function: alpha-tubulin binding; microtubule plus-end binding. Bases 272 to 1012 code for a protein of 246 amino acids. The transcript is spliced from 8 exons.